Molecule: messenger RNA, 4170 nt
Organism: Cladophialophora carrionii CBS 160.54
Lineage: Eukaryota; Fungi; Ascomycota; Eurotiomycetes; Chaetothyriales; Herpotrichiellaceae
Exons: 1
Coding region: 1-4170 (1389 amino acids)
Cellular component (GO): plasma membrane; endoplasmic reticulum; cytoplasm
Molecular function (GO): protein binding
Source: RefSeq, a predicted model, not a curated record
AUGGCGCAGGCGCUGCAACCUCCCGACGAGGUGGGAAGAUUGAUCAACCUGAUCCCGGUCGGACUGAAGGAAGCCGCUAUCGAUUCCCCAACCGCCCGUGCUACAGUUGUCCACUACGGCGAGCAGGUUGACCUUCUCGAAAAAUGGCUCGAUGAGUAUGCCAAAGCCGCCACCCGACUCGUGGCCGAAUCUCUGACCCUGGAGAAUGUCCUCAACGGCUUCAUCGCCCACUCCAUCCUCCCCACCUCUCUGUCUGAGUCAAUGCUGGACCAUGACUACAGCGUGCUUGCUAUGAAGAGGUACGGCGAUGGAGCCAAAGACUAUUGGAUGAGCAUGGUAGCGGUGGUCAAGAGGUUGUCUUCGAUGGUCGUUGAUCCUAUCAGACAGUUUCUGCAGAAUGAUCUGCGGGCAUUUAAGGAGACUCGCCGCGCGGUGGAAGUGGCCCAAAAGACAUUCGAACAUCUUCAGGGCAAAUACGCUGGAUUAGGCAAAUCCAAGGAACCGUCCUCGCUGAGAGAGGAAGCUUUCCAACUGCAUGAGGCUCGAAAGGUCUACAUCAAAGCCAUGAUGGACUUUUUCAGCUUGACCCCACAGUUUCGCUUCGCACUGGACAGACUACUCGUCAAGAUGUUCUUUGACCAGUGGCGGGAGAUGAGGAUGUCGCGAGAUAACACUGCGGCUACAUUUGGGCGGAGCGCUGACGAGAUGCAGAGGAUUAGGGGCUGGCUAACGGAGAUGGAGUCCAGCGAGAAGAUCUUCCGUAGCGAGUUACUCGCCGCAAAGAAACAACUGGAGGAUGCUGCUGAAUUAGAAACCCGGCCCUCACGCGAGUUGGAGGAUUACACAUUGUCCACUGUUCCUCACCACGCCGGCCACGGUCACAGCGCUAGCACUUCCACACUGCAGCGUUCCCCGAAGAAAAUUGCUUCCAAGACAGGCGAGAAGCAAGGCUGGUUGUUUUUGCGAACCUACAGCGGGAAACCCACUCGGACUGUCUGGGUGAAGCGGUGGGCAUUUGUUCGCAGUGGGGUCUUUGGCUGGCUGCUACAGAGCACAACAGCAGCAGGGGUUGAAGAGAGCGAGCGCAUUGGCGUUCUACUGUGUAAUGUCCGUCCUGCUCCCACGGAAGAACGUCGCUUCUGCUUCGAGCUAAAGACGAACAAAAACACAAUUCUCCUGCAAGCAGAAACACAGGCAGAGCUCGUUGACUGGAUAGACGCCUUCCAAACAGCCAAGUCCAAGGCUGUCAAUGAUGGCGAUGCUUUGCCAACCAUGGUUUCCGGCGGUGGAAACCUGCAGGCCGGUGCUGCCUUUGCGAUAAGUGCGCCACCAGUUCCCGAGUUUGGGGCGUCUAUCCUUAGCUCGACGCAGCCAGGCGCCGGUGAGGACGUUCCUGCCUUGGAAAAGACACAUACUCUCCCUGUUCCUGGCACAGAGCACGGACGCGAGACCAGUGUGGAUCUGUCCAGAAGGUCGACAGCGUUAGAGGAGGUUGCGCAGCGAGACACUGCCUCUCGCAUACUUUCCAGAUUGGACUUGCACAGGAAAAGCCCAGCGUCAACCCAAGUGUCUCCCAGCCCAUCCACACCAAAUCUGCCAGGCGGCAUUGCGGGCUUGAUAGCAGCUAGCCACGGUUCAAUGCCUGUCGGACCCAGUCUCCCUCUUGUUCCCAAUACCGAAGGCGACUUCCCCAAGCCGCGAAGUACUUUCACCUUGGCUCUUCGAGAUAUGCCUGCCAGCAGCCUAGCACCGUCGACUCUUGCUUCCGUUCCGUCGCCGACGAAUCUGAGCCGAUCUGCAGUGAUCAUCACUGGUGAGCGCGGCCUAAGUCCUGCUCCCGACAAGACAGGGAUCCCCAAUGGUAUUCUGGCCAACACAUGGGGAACCUCAUGCACAGCUUAUGUCAACCGACUUGAGCGCGCUGAGAGCAAUGAGAGAGCUGAGGUGAAGCUGCUGGCCAACCGAAGUCCUGCCCUGGUGCCCUCCUCCUCACCUCCAAAAGCGCUGGCUUCCCCAGCCCGCUCGGCUCUUCCUUCGCAAAGUCCAAUUCCACACCUUGAUCUGAGUAUCCCUCAACCGGGGGCGCGCAGUCGCACACCAUCGCCGAGCAAGAGACAGCAUAGGAACACUAUAAGUGUGGAUCGUGUCACGGCAAACCAGCUCAGCAGCGAACUCCUGGUACCUGAGUUCCCGAAUUACUAUCCUCUGCAGCUUAAGUCGCAGGAUGCACAGUUCCGUCUUCUCUUCCCUUCCUUAAGGCGCGAUGAUCGUCUGGUGAUGGUUUUUCGCGCGACCUGGAAUCCCAGCGAGAAGCAAGAUUUCCCAGGCCGAGUGUAUGUGACGCCACGAGACGUCUAUUUCUACAGCAACCAUCUGGGCCUGGUCCUCACAUCUAGCGUGUCUCUCAGUGCAAUCGACGAGGCUACCGCUGCUCCUGGGAGAGAUUGUGAUUUCAUCUUUCUGCACCUCAAAGAAGGUACAGGAGAUGGAAAUGCACGCAGGAUCACGAUUAAGACGUUCUUGGAGCCGCUGAGGCUCUUACAAAGGCGAAUGAACUUUUUGAUCAGGAACAGUGUAUCCGAUUCACCCUUGGGCUUGGAGGAAAUCAUGAAGGCUUUGAUCAGGAUGGAGACUGAAACUCCUGAUCGGAGUCCGAGCCUCGAAAGCUGGGAGGACGUGUCGCCGAACACGCCGGUCGACACAGGCGGUCCGCGCUAUCGAAGCAGGGCUUCAACCACAGGGACAGAGUUGAAAGGCCCACUACGAAUCGAUCGUGCGCUCCAUCACACCCAAAUAGGACGCCGGGAAUCGAAGUUCAAGCUUCCUGCUCUACCGGUAAAAUAUGCGCCGCCUGGGAAUCUACGGCUUGCGGUCGAAAAGGAGUUCGACAUUAGCGCAAAGGCGUUAUUCCACGUCAUGUUUGGAGAUAAGAGCAUACUUUGGCAGCUCCUACACCGCGAGAGACGAGCUAAGAAUAUAUCACAGGGACCAUGGCUGAGUCUAGGGGAAGGACGAUUUCGAAGAGAGUUGACUUUCAACAGCCCAACUGUAAGCCUCCUUGGCCGAGAAUCAUACGCCUGGGUUCGAGACUACCAGGUGAUCGACGUAAACAGUGAUCAUCUGUGCUAUGUCGUUACAGACAAGCGAACACCCUGGCAUCUGCCCUACCAGAACAAUCAUCGCCUUGUCAGCAAGGUCGUGAUCACCCAUGCCGCCAAAGCCAAGUGCAAGCUUGCUGUCUUUGUCAAAAUCGAAUGGCUCCGUCCGGCUUGGUUGUUGGGUGGCGUCGUCGAGCGACAGGCCUUGUACGACCUCGAACUCGAUUGUCAAGACCUUGUAGACCUCGUUGCGGAUCAAGUCAGCAAACUCGGCGCGCAUAGUCGCACGAAGAGAGCCAUUCAGAUUUUCGGUCAAGUGGGCCACUCGACAGAGACCACGCAGCUUCUGAUGGAUGCAGCAGCCGUGAACAUCGAACUGAGAAGACAGCCGACUACCCGCAGCAUGACUGGGCUGCUAGCCCAAAGCGCCACCUCCACAGCUGAGAGUAUUGCAGCGACCCUCCUGCAGUCGGUUUUGAGCAUUUUGAGGUGGUUGGCGAGGACCUUCUCCGCCAACAAAGUUAUAUUAGCCGCACUUGUCCUAUCCGCACUAUACAAUAGUUGGCACACAUACCGCGAUUCGCUGGAUUGGUGGCACGAGCGCAAAGCUGGAAACUUCAUGGCUAGACUCGGUGUUUCCCCAGACACUGUCAUGAGUCGGGCCGUAUACCUCAGUGACUUGGAUGAGGUUCUCAGUCGUGACGCACAUCUACCUGCCUCUGAUUCGAGUGCGUGCUACAAAGUCUUCUAUGACGAGCAUGAUCCUCAAUAUAUCCACGCGGGACGAAGCGACAGCCCAGCAGCACAGGUGCAGCAAAAUCGGCAGAGAUUGGCGUCUCACCGUCAUAAUCUUCUGGUCGCGGUGCGAGUGGUAAACAGCGUCGAGAAAGAAUUGAUGCUGGCUGCAUGGGAACAGUGGGUGACGGCGGAGCAUCGCCGCUGUCAAGUCGUGGAGGGAAUUGUGCUAGGCGACCUGUCACAGAACUCCACCGGCGUGGGCAAGGAGCUAACGGACUGGUAUGAUGAGUACUGCACCAGUUGCCGUGACGAAUAUAUGAAGAUUCGUUCGUGA